This is a messenger RNA of Telopea speciosissima, 399 nucleotides long. RefSeq names its product aspartic proteinase Asp1-like. The record is from RefSeq and is a predicted model, not a curated record. The coding region runs from base 1 to 387 and encodes 128 amino acids. The transcript has 4 exons. NCBI's taxonomy places the organism in Eukaryota, Viridiplantae, Streptophyta, Magnoliopsida, Proteales, Proteaceae.
AUGGACGGAUCUGAAAUUAUGAAGGAGUUUAAAUCCAUAGCCGACGUCAAGAAAUACUUCAGCUCUGCAAUACUGAGCUUCAAGAAAGCUAAGCUUGAAAUCACUCCUGAAUCUUAUCUGAUAAUCUCUUCAAGUGGCAACGUUUGUUUGGGAAUUCUGAAUGGAACUCAAAUAGGACUGGACGAUCUCAAUCUUAUUGGAGAUAAUUCGAUGCUGAAUAAAAUGGUGAUUUACGACAAUGAGAAGCAGCAGAUUGGAUGGAUCCCUGCAGAUUGCAAUAGGCUUCCCAAAGCGGAUCGUGAUGCUGACGAAGGUUUUUAUCAGACCUGUACAGCCAGCUUGGGUGUGGUACCGGAACAAUGUUCAUCAGCAACAUAUGAUUUGUAAGAAGACCAAUAA